AUGGAUAUUGAUACGAAGGAACAUGCUGCCACAGGUUCCAAUGGUCAGGCCCCUGAGAAUGGCGCGUCAUCGAUACAACCACAACCUGUGCCGCAGAACACAUUGUCCCCGAGUGGAGAUGAGACAUCGGUGAAGCAGGAACCAGUGGAUGCAAAAGCAGCACUUCCUGAUCCUGAUACCGCAAUAGCGUCCGUCGAGGAACCAAAUUUGGUGGGAAGUUCGAAUCCGAACGAAGAUAAAGAUGGUGAAUUACUAGUCCGAUUAGAUACAUUAUCAAAAGAUGGCCAUUCGAACGGUGUAGCAGACGCAUGGUUCAUGAUGCUCGCAGCCGAGAAGCUGAUUGUUCGAUACGGGCCAAAGAGAGCGGGCAAGUAUGUCAUCCAGUCCGGCAAAGGACACAAAUUCGAUGGUCUUCAGCAAGUGUCCGAUAAAGAGUCGCGGCUUUGGUCCGUCAUGGACAGAGACAAACGGGGAAUAAAGCACCGUCGCUAUGGCCCCGAGAAUAUCGAAGGGAUUGUUGGUGUAGCCAUUCUGGAGAGGCCCCCUAAUCCGGAAAGCUCUAAGGCGCCAACGACCUAUGUCAAGCUCAAGUGGACUAAUAUGAAGGAGGAAGACAAACACCUGUGCCGAGGUGGCACCAACUGGAUCACACGAAAAGACCUCAUCCACAUAACCAAUGAGGAACUGGCUACCCGAUCGCCCACGCCGUGUCCACCGGACGUGUGGCAACGAGUAAAGCGGGAAAGAAGCCAUGUCCAGAGAGGACAAUCUAGUAUCACGGCAAAGCGAGAGGCGACAGCUAGCCCCGCUCCGGAUACCAUCAGUGCAGAGUCCAAUGAUAGUUCAGAAAUGCAACCCGGAAAUCCUGUCCGCUUAACUCCUAUAGAAGGGGCAACUGGCGCCGCAACCGAUUCCACUACGCCAUCCGAUAAGCCAGCGUCUCAUAUAACCUUUAGCCGGAAGGACUAUGUGGAAAGGAUGACCAACAGCAUGGCCUUGGAUAAGACAGAUAUGCCAGCACGCGUGAAAGCACUAGCCUUGAUUGAAGCCAACUAUACAGUCUAUAAGGGCCAUUUGUUGGCAAACGGAGGUGUGGAGGUGGAUUAA
Aspergillus welwitschiae is the source of this 1107-nucleotide messenger RNA. RefSeq lists its product as uncharacterized. Lineage: Eukaryota; Fungi; Ascomycota; Eurotiomycetes; Eurotiales; Aspergillaceae. The transcript has 3 exons. The coding region runs from base 1 to 1107 and encodes 368 amino acids. The record is from RefSeq and is a predicted model, not a curated record.